AUGGAGAAAAGGCUGAAGCUGGUCGUCGUCGGUGACAGUUAUGUUGGGAAAACUACGCUAUUGUUUGCAUACACGGAAAAGCAAUUUCGUAGUGUUUACGCGACAACAGUGUUCGAUAAUUGGUCGAUAUCGGUAAAUAUCGAGAAUCGCAGCUAUACGGUGAAUUUAUUCGACACGGCUGGUCAAGAGGACUACGCCCAUUUACGAUGCCUCAGUUAUCCGAACACCGACGUGUUCCUGCUUUGUUUUUCAAUGGUCGACUCAAAGAGUUUGGAUGUUUGUCAAACAGUAUGGAUGCCAGAGAUACGUAAAUACGUCGGUGAUAACGUGCCCGUGUUACUUAUCGGCACAAAAGAGGACCUUCUUGAUUCUGCCCAGGAACAGGAUAAGGUCUCUUUUGAUACGGCACGGAAGGCUGCCGCUCAGAUGGGUUGCGUGAAGUUUCUUUCAUGUUCCGCAUUGACUCAUAAAGGUCUAAAGCAAGUAUUCGACGAGGCAUUUCUUGCCGGUCUUGGAAUCACCCUGAAGGAUGGCUUCAGGAAACCAUGUUGUCGUAUUUUAUGA
Messenger RNA from Necator americanus (New World hookworm), 564 nucleotides. RefSeq lists its product as uncharacterized. NCBI's taxonomy places the organism in Eukaryota, Metazoa, Nematoda, Chromadorea, Rhabditida, Ancylostomatidae. Bases 1 to 564 code for a protein of 187 amino acids. The record is from RefSeq and is a predicted model, not a curated record. Gene Ontology annotation, molecular function: GTP binding; GTPase activity; protein kinase binding. Gene Ontology annotation, biological process: Cdc42 protein signal transduction; establishment or maintenance of cell polarity; endocytosis. The transcript has 5 exons.